Messenger RNA from Enhydra lutris kenyoni (northern sea otter), 3155 nucleotides. RefSeq names its product thioredoxin domain containing 11. NCBI's taxonomy places the organism in Eukaryota, Metazoa, Chordata, Mammalia, Carnivora, Mustelidae. Bases 83 to 3040 code for a protein of 985 amino acids. The transcript is spliced from 14 exons. The record is from RefSeq and is a predicted model, not a curated record.
UUGGGGAGCGGCGGGCCGGGCCGGGCCCUCGGGCCCGAAGCGGCGGCGGCGGCGGUAUAAAGCCGGCGACAGGGAGCAUGUAAUGUCGGAAUGCGGAGGCCGCGGCGGCGGCAACAGCAGCAGCAGCAGCGACGACGCCGAGGACGAGGGUGGCGGCGGCGGCGGCCCCGCGGGCUCCGGCUCCCUCAGCCCGGCCCCGGCCGGAGGGUCCUCGGCGGGCCGGCUCCGCCGCGGGCUGCGCGGCGCUUCCCUCAUGGCGCGCCGGCGGCCCGAGCUGCUCUGCGGGGCCGUGGCCCUCGGCUGCGCGCUGCUCGUCGCCCUCAAGUUUACCUGCAGUCGAGCAAAAGACGUGAUAAUACCAGCAAAGCCACCUGUCAGCUUUUUCUCCUCGAGGUCGCCGGUUCUUGACCUCUUCCAGGGGCAGCUGGACUAUGCAGAGUAUGUUCGCCGGGACUCGGAGGUGGCGCUGCUGUUCUUCUACGCCCCGUGGUGUGGUCAGUCCAUCGCUGCCAGGCCAGAGAUUGAGCAGACAGCGAGCCAGCUUUCCGACCAGGUGUUGUUUGUGGCAAUUAACUGUUGGUGGAACCAGGGGAAAUGCAGAAAACAGAAGCACUUCUUUUAUUUCCCUGUGAUAUAUCUGUAUCAUCGGAGUUUUGGACCAAUCGAAUACAAAGGCCCCAUGAGUGCUGUUUACAUUGAGAAGUUUGUCCGCCGGGUGAUGAAACCACUUCUCUACAUCCCAUCUCAAUCAGAGUUACUAGAUUUUCUCUCAAACUACGAGCCCGGAGUCCUCGGCUACUUUGAGUUCAGUGGCUCGCCCCAGCCUCCUGGUUACCUGACCUUCUUCACGUCAGCGCUGCACUCGCUAAAGAAAGGUAAGACGUCCAGCUCUCCACCUGGAGCCCUGGUUUCUUUUAUGGAGGAAAGGCAUGUAGAAACCAAGAUCAGGGUGCUGGAUUACCUAGGAACAAUACGAUUUGGGGUUAUCACAAAUAAACAUCUUGCGAAACUGGUAUCCUUAGUACAAUCUGGAAGUGUGUAUUUACAUAGACAUUUCAACACAUCUCUUGUCUUUCCCAGGGAGGCGGUCAACUACACCGCAGAGAACAUCCAUAAGUGGGCCUUAGAAAAUCGAGAGGCGCUCCUCCGAUGGCUGCGGCCGCACGGCGGCAAGAGCCUCCUGCUGAACAAUGAACUGAAGAAGGGGCCCGCGCUUCUUGUGUUUGUACCUUUCAAUCCUUUAGCCGAAAGCCACCCUUUAAUAGAUGAGAUCACCGAAGUGGCCUUGGAGUACAACAACUGUCAUGGGGACCAGGUGGUGGAGCGGCUCCUGCAGCACCUGCGGCGAGUGGACGGCCCGGUGUUCAGGCCUCUGGCGCCUGAACCCCCCGCGCAGCUGCCGGAGCCACCGCUGAUCACGGCGUCCCCCUGCUGUAACACCGUGGUGCUGCCCCACUGGCACUCCGUCUCCAGGACCCACAACGUCUGUGAGCUGUGUGUCAAUCAGACCACGGGGGGCGUCCGGCCCAGCUCGGUGGGCAUGCCGCAGUGCAGCUUUUUCGAGAUGGCGGCAGCUCUGGAUUCUUUCUACCUCAAGGAGCAGACCUUUUAUCACGUGGCGUCGGGCAGCAUCGAGUGCAGCAAUUUUCUGAGUUCCUACAGCCCCUUCAGCUACUACACUGCAUGUUGCAGGACUAUAAACAGGGCCGUGACGGGCUUCAUUGAUGCUGGACACAGUGUCUUUGAAACCCCAACCAUCGCGCUUUCUUCCCUUGAGAAGAAAUGUGAGGCCGACCCCCCAGGCUCCGUUCCUCACAUUGAGGAGAACAGGUAUCUCUUUCCUGAAGUGGACGUGAGUAGCACAGACUUCACAGGCCUGAGCUGCAGGACCAACAAGACCCUGAACAUCUACCUUUUGGAUUCAAAUUUAUUUUGGUUAUAUGCAGAGAGGCUGGGGGCUCCGAGCGCCACUCGGGUGAAGGAGUUUGCCGCAAUUGUUGAUGUGAAAGAAGAGUCUCACUAUAUCUUGGAUCCAAAACAAGCCCUUAGGAAGCUCACCCUAGAGUCUUUUAUUCAAAACUUCAGCGUUCUCUACAGUCCCUUGAAAAGGCAUCUCAUUGGAAGUGACUCUGCCCAGUUCCCUUCUCAGCAUCUAAUCACUGAAGUGACAACUGAUACCUUUUGGGAAGUGGUCCUCCAAAAACAGGACGUUUUGCUGCUUUAUUACGCUCCGUGGUGCGGCUUCUGUCUAUCCCUCAAUCAUGUCUUUAUCCAGUUCGCUCGCCUCCUGCCGACGGAUACAUUCACUGUGGCGAGGAUUGAUGUGUCUCAGAACGACCUUCCUUGGGAAGUUAUGGCUGACCGUCUUCCCACUAUCUUAUUUUUUCCCUGCAACAGAAAGGACCGCAGUGUGAAAUACCCCGAAGACCUUCCCAUCACCCUUCCUAAUCUGCUGAGGUUCAUUCUGCAUCACUCAGACCCCGCUUCCGCCCCCCAGAACUUAGCUAACCCUCCUACCAAAGAGUGUCUUCAGAGCGAGGCAGUCUUCCAGCAGGGGCACAUCUCCCACUUGGAGAGAGAGAUCCAGAAGCUGAGGGCGGAAAUCAGCACCCUCCAGCAGGCGCAGGUGCAGGUGGAGGCCCAGCUGUCCAGCGCUCGCAGGGACGAGCACCGGCUGCUUCGGCAGAAGCAGACCCUGGAGAAGCAGCACAGCCUGCUCCAGCGGCACAGCGAGCAGCUGCAGGCCCUGUACGAGCAGAAAACCCACGAGCUCCAGGAGGUGGCCCGGAAGCUCCAGGAGCUGGCCGACGCCUCGGAGAACCUCCUCACCGAGAACACGUGGCUCAAGAUCCUGGUGGCAACCAUGGAGCGGAAGCUGGAGGGCAAGGACGGAGCCGCAGCCCUCCCGCCCCCCCGAGAGGCCGCCUCUGACCACCCCGAGCCUCCGGGUCCCCCCCGGCUACCAGGCAGCAGCCUCCCGCCUUCCAACAGCAGCUCCACGCUGGCGUCCGAAAGGAGCAAUGAGAACAGGACAGACUAACUUUUAAAAGGACAUGAAGAAAUCAGAGGUGAAAACUGUACAUUGGGAAUAUAUUUAUGCAAAUUUUAUUGAAAUUUAUUGUAAAUAAAGAUUUUCUCAGUGGUCUAGAAAAUCA